Molecule: messenger RNA, 2992 nt
Organism: Salmo salar (Atlantic salmon)
Lineage: Eukaryota; Metazoa; Chordata; Actinopteri; Salmoniformes; Salmonidae
Biological process (GO): regulation of transcription by RNA polymerase II
Cellular component (GO): nucleus
Molecular function (GO): transcription cis-regulatory region binding
Source: RefSeq, a predicted model, not a curated record
CCUCCCUGAGAGCGUUGGUCCGAAAUGUUAUUCAGGUGCACAUACCAGGUGUGUUUUAGUAUAUAUGUGUGACAGGGAGAGGUGACAAUACUGUCUUGACUGUGGAGAGUGGGAGGAGACAUACAGAGACAGGAGCUGAGUCUGUAUUGUAGCUACCUCUCUGGAAAUAUAAACCCUGAUCUAUAGAGCCUGUGGAUUCGCUGUAGCCUGGUGCAGAGGCCUGAGACUGAGACCCAUCCAUCUCCAUUCUGUCUCUGAAAUCACAGGCAGAAAAAAAUGGCCCAUGGAAAGAACCAGGAUGAGAGACCCUCAGAACAGCGCGAAGAAUUGGGAGAGGAGACCUUCCUCAAAGACCUCCAUCUGUACAUGAAGAAGAGAAAUACACCCAUAGAGAAAAUACCACACCUGGGCUUCAAACAGAUCGGUCUGUUCAUGAUGUACAAGACUGUGAAAAGCUUGGGUGGCUACCACCAGGUGACGGCCCAGCAGAUGUGGAAGCAAGUAUACAACACCCUGGGAGGAAACCCCAGAAGUACCAGUGCAGCCACCUGCACCCGUAGACACUACGAGAAGCUGCUUCUGCCGUAUGAGUGUCAUGUAAAAGGAGAAGACUACAUGGAGGUACUGUCACAAUGCCAGCAGAAGCGUUUACAUUACAGUAGGCUCAGUGAGCAGGACGAGUGCCCUAGGACAGCCAAGCGUAGCAUGACGUACAGAGCUCUACAGACAUCCCUGCACCAGAACACCCAUAACUUCCUGACAGACUCCAGAGUGAGGAUCAUCCCUAUGCCUGUGCACUACCGUCAGUACUACCACCACCCCGUCCACCCCGUCCACCCAGAUCUGCUCCCCUAUGUCCACCCACCUCUGACCCCCAGCAGCCACCCCAGCAGCCUCCCCUCCCCUCAAGGACAGACAGAGAGGGCCAAGCAGCCUCUGGAGCGCCUACGCUUCCUGGCCAAUCAGUACAAGGACUCCUCAGGCUGGACUGAGCCACUCAACCUCAGUCACAAGAAGGCUAGUCAGGAGUCAGGCGGUCACCCUGCUUCAUCCUUCGCCCCUCCUCCCUCCAACAACUCCCCAAGGUUCUUGAAUACGGUCUCACCUCUGUACCCCGCCAAGGGACUGGUUAAAGAUGAGGGCUGUGAGACGCCGGAGGGAGAGGUGCCCCUGGGGAAAACCUACCACUACCCCUUGGGGACCAGAGACGACUACGUCAUCAACCUCACUUCCUCCUCCUCUGGCGGUUCCUCCCGCAGCCCGACCUCAGCCUCCAGCCCAGGCAUGAAGAAAGAGUCCCCCGUCCCCUCUCCGCUGAAGAGUUGCAGGGAUAGUGUCCCCUCCAUGGUUCACAUCCCCAAACUCCAGAAGAGAGAGUACCCAGAUUGGCCCAGGGGGAGGUGGAGAGGGGAAAGCCCCAAGCACAGUCCAGGGCCUCUCAAUUCUAGUCACGCUCUGCGCAGUACCCCCAGAGGGACAGAGGGAAGGAUGGAGAUCCAGAUCCCCCUGGCAACGCUCCAUGACUGGGUAAAAGGAGUUCUGCUGUGUGGGCCUGCUGGCACCCGGCCUGGGGAUCUAUCACUGCAGGGUCCAACCAUGGGCCAGACCCCAGGCUCAGAGCCCAGGGAGAGGGAAAGGGCACAGGCCUGGUCUGACACCUCUCCCACUAUUGCCACCCAUGCUGACCAGGUCUUCCACAACCAUCACAAAGACCAGGACAGGGGUUCUGGGGAUCUGAGAGAGAGGAGUCUGGAGAGGCACAGGAACCUGCCUAGGCCCACCACCACCACCUCCCCUAGUACCAGUCACCGCCGCCCCAUGGCGCCCUACCAGUUCUCCAGCUACAAGCCUCAGCCAUCAGGGAGCAUCGUCCGUAACCCGGACAGCUGGAAUUUGGAUCUCCGGGAGGACGCCAGGAGGUCCUACCACCCAAAACUCAUGUACCCACAGGAUCUAUUGGAUAAAGCCCAGCCAAUCCCCUUAAAGAUCCACCCCAGCAGCCAGGCUCUGGAGCAGGAUAGUGUAGGCCACACAUCCCCGGGCUAUUGUCCAGGCACAUCACUGGGAAGGGUGGAGAACCCUUACAUGGCUCUAAUGGUGAACCCCUCAUUUCCUUCUCUGGUGCCACUGACACCUGAGGAGUUAAUGAAGUUAAAGAGGCUCAUCUCAAGCUCUUCAUGAAUAGAAUAGAACAGCAGGACAACAACCUGCUAAUUAAUAUAAAAUAUGAUGCACUCUGGACGAAAAUCUGUUACAUGUCAACAUUGACAUUGGACACUUAAAAAGCCCUCAUUACUGUUCAAAAUCAAGAGACAAUGUAGCACUACUGUUGACUAACUUUUUAAGUACUUCAGAAAAUGAAUUUAGUCUUUUAAUCUUCUGUAUUUUUAUCCUUUGAAGCUUGCUAACAAUUUAUUGUGGACUGGAGUGAAAAAAAGGUUUUUCCUUCAUCUCAGCGGUUUGUUUUGAACAUGAAGUAGCAUCGAAAAAAAAUGAUGUAGCCUGAUAAUGACAGUAAAAAAGCUUGAAACGAAUUAUACAAGUUUACUACCCAGACAGCAAAGGGACAUUUUAUUGAGUUCUGCUUGUAAUUUUGUUGAGAAUUGUGACUUCUACAAUUCUUUUAAAGAAUUGUUGAGAGUUGUUGUUAUGCCAGUCAUUCUUGUUGUUAUGCCACAAACUCUAAUUUUCAAUGACAGUCUAGGAACAGUGGGUUAACUGCCUUGUUCAGUGGCAGAACAACAGAUUUCUACUUUGUCAGCUCAGGGAUUCGAUCUUGCAACUUUUUGGUUACUAGUCCAACGGUCUAACCACAAGGCUACCUGCUGUUUUUGAGGAGGAACAAUUAUAUAACAAUAUAAAAGAUACACUGUAUUCUGAAUUUGUGAAUGUUUUUAUAUAUGUUUGUAAAUGUCAUAUUUUCUUCCUAUUCUUAUUUUACCACGAGUAAUGUUGGAUUAUUUUAAUCCUUUUCAAGUUUACAAAUUUUCAC